CCUGUCAGGAACUCCAAUCGCUUGUCGAGAUCAUCGCUCUGCCCAGGCGGUUGAGUCGAUCUUGGCUCCCUCCAAUAAGAGAUCGGGGCCUAACUAUGGCGGAGAAGACUCAAAAGAGUGUGAAGAUUGCUCCUGGAGCAGUUGUAUGUGUAGAAAGUGAAAUCCGGGGAGACGUAACUAUAGGACCUAGGACAGUGAUCCACCCUAAAGCACGAAUUAUUGCAGAGGCUGGGCCAAUUGUGAUUGGUGAAGGUAACCUAAUAGAAGAACAGGCCCUUAUCAUAAAUGCUCAUCCUGAUAAUAUCACCCCUGACACUGAAGAUCCAGAACCCAAACCUAUGAUUAUUGGUACCAAUAAUGUGUUUGAAGUUGGCUGUUAUUCCCAAGCCAUGAAAAUGGGAGACAAUAAUGUUAUUGAAUCAAAAGCAUAUGUAGGCAGAAAUGUAAUAUUAACAAGUGGUUGCAUCAUUGGGGCUUGCUGCAACCUGAAUACGUUUGAAGUCAUCCCUGAAAAUACAGUGAUCUAUGGUACAGACUGCCUUCGUCGGGUGCAGACUGAGCGACCACAGCCCCAGACACUACAGCUGGAUUUCCUGAUGAAAAUCUUGCCAAACUACCACCACCUAAAGAAGACUAUGAAAGGAAGCUCAACUCCAGUUAAGAACUAAGAACAGUAUAUGAAAGGAUAACAUUUUGUCUUUGACCACUGUCUUUUGAAAGGGCCGCAGUUGUUGAUACACUCUUAGCAGUUUAUGGAACAAUACCUGUUGACUUUUUUUUUGUAAAUUGAGUUUUAGAGGAAAGUAAUGGAUUUUCAUUGUAACUGUCCCCUAUAAUUUAUAUAAAAUGUGUUAUUUUCCUAUAUCUUUGCUCCUUUUAUGAUAAUUUACAAAUUUAUUCUUUUGUUAUAUAAAUGUUAGCCAUAAAUAUUAGUUAUAUAAAAAACUACCCAAAAUAAAGAGCAUAUUGUUGUGUAUUUCUAUUCUGGUAUACACUAAACUAAAUAAAAAUGUUGCUAACAGGAUUGUUAGUGAGCAAACUUUGAUCAGCUUUUCUACUUGCAUUAACUUUCCCAAAAUAACUCUUAAAUUUUUGUGUGUAUUAGCUAUAGUAGUGUUUACCUUUUUCAUUUGUGGGUUUGUGGUUGUUUAAAAUUUUUGAAUUAAUUUAGACUUCGUUUUAUUUCCAAGAAAAUAUGUUUUUCUUUGUAGUAAAACAAGUAAUCCAGAUGUAUUCAGAGAAUGCAAAGUCAAAGAUAAUGGUGUCAUAAGAAUGAGAAGUAAAUGACCAUUGGGAGUAUUCCUGGGUUUUGAAGACAGUGAGCUAAAAGAUUUUGGUAUGUUUAUAAAUUCAUGAAAUUAUUUUGAUAUAUUAAUCACUAUUGACCCUGCUAUAAUUCUAUUUGAUUAUAUAAUGUCAAAAUAUUGAGGAUUCCAGGGUUUUUUUAGUAAUUCAAAUGCAUACACUUAAUGGGAUCUAAUUUUCAACUUUUGAAUCAAUAGCUGUUGACUAGUACUAAGACAUUAAAUACAUAAAUAUUUUCUCUUGAAGUUUACUUUUUAACUGUAGGUAGUAAAAACUAUAUUUGAACUUCUGAAAAUAUCAGGUACAAAUUAGCUUUUGUUCCCAAUUAAAAUGACUUGAUUUUUGGUAAGAAUACUCAUGACUCAAGUUAGAAAACUACAACUACACAUAGUAGACUGAAAAAGAGAGCAUCCUAUCAAUGCACUAUUUUUUUAACAAUUUAUUUAUUUAUGCAUACAGGAACUGGGGUCUAGGCCAGAGGUGUAAGGGGAGGGGGGCGGUGAGAGGAUUUACCAGAGAGAGUGGGGAGCAGAACAGGUGGAUCUAGUGAAAUACACUGCUGAGGGGAGCAGAGGGUAAGGCAGGAGAGGUCUGCUGCACCAUGUGGGUUGCUCCCUAGCCAGCUGGGGAUCAAACUCAUCAAACUCAUCAAACUCGCUGGUAGCUUGUAGUGCUGUCUUUAACCCCUGAGCCACCAGAGAGGCCCUCAGUGCACUUGACAAUCAAGUCAGGAUUUUGUUGAUCAUGAAAAUUUUUUAGAUGAAAAGGCAGAAAUUACAAAACUACCUUUGAAGUGCUAUGAAGUUUUAAAACUUUAUCUCUGGAUAAGCUCUGAUAAUGCUUAUUAAUGGCCUCUGGCCCAAACUAUCAGGUAAUAUGUGAGAGCAAUAGCGAGAUAACCACCCAAGGACUUGGUAAUAAGAUACCCCCAGAGAUUUAAAAAAAAAUUACAUUAACAUACGAUGAGAAAUGAUAUGAACUCAUUUGAGUAAAGAAAAUGUGGGUAGAAAUAGUCAAUUUACCAACAUAGAAUUUGGAGGAAAUGAAUGACAGUGUCUGUACAAUAUUCUCCAUGGGGGGGAGGUACUAAGUCCCAAGAGAUGAGAGAAAUUUGGUGACCAGAAGUGUUCUCUACUUCAGAUGGGAUCAGUUUAUCAUGACUUGAUAUAUAUGACUUGGUAAGAAUAUACCUGGAGACCUGCCUCUUAAUUUGGCUCUAAUUGCAGGCUUAACUGAACCACUUUCUGAUUCUUAAUAUGACCUUUAGGCUAUCAAGGUUGAGGGCACCAGAAUUCUAUUCUGUACAUAGUAAAUUUAGAGAGACUUUCUGGUUUGUAUAUUAGUCUCAUGUGAAUUUAGGAUGUAGUUGUGCCCCUGAGUCUGUCAGUUUAAUCUUUGAUUUAGCCUAUGAUAUAAAAAUUCUGAUAAAAUACAGUUUCUGCCCUUUAGAACAAAGAACCAAAGUUAAAUGCUAAAUGGAGGGCCUCCCCGGUGGCGCAGCGGUUGAGUGCUGGGUUGUGAAGCUGCCCGCAGCCUCUGCAGUGCCGGUUCGAUCCCCGGCUGCUCCCCGGCCACUGGAGGAGGGUCCCACAUGGCGCGCAGACCUCUCCUGCCGCCCGCUACUCCCCUCAGCAGUGUACUU
Molecule: messenger RNA, 2947 nt
Organism: Talpa occidentalis (Iberian mole)
Lineage: Eukaryota; Metazoa; Chordata; Mammalia; Eulipotyphla; Talpidae
Gene: DCTN6
Product: dynactin subunit 6
Exons: 7
Coding region: 96-668 (190 amino acids)
Biological process (GO): mitotic spindle organization
Cellular component (GO): dynactin complex
Molecular function (GO): dynein complex binding
Source: RefSeq, a predicted model, not a curated record